AUCAGGUGGAUUCGUUCCGAUUGCAUUAUUCUCGGAUGCUUUCAGUUUACUGGAGAUGCACAAGAGGAAAAUUACCUUGUCCAAGUAGUCAAAAGCAAGACAGGAAAAAUCACCGAUGCUGCUACUACUUCCGAUUUGGCCAUUUCUAUCCUUCAGUGAUUUGUUUGCGGGUCUAAUUGAUGACAUUGUGCCCUUCGGAACCGGGCCUUACUUAUUUUUGAGCUAUUUGGAAGAAUGUGAGCUUGCUAUUGCUGCUAACAGAAAGAAUACAGAUCAGCAUAUUGUGUUGCUCAGUUGGUCACUUGGUGAGAUGAGUGAGGCUUCAGUUGUUGAUAUUGAACGUGAUAAGUGGCUCCCCAGGAUUGAGCUUCAAGAUAAUGGCGAGGAUAAUUUGAUCAUGGGGCUUUGCAUUGAUAAAGCAUCUACGUUUGGGAGUGUUAAGGUGCAACUUGGCGUUGAAGAAGUCAAGGAGCUUUCACCAUAUUGUGUUCUUGUAUGCCUUACUUUAGAGGGCAAGCUUAUCAUGUUUCACAUUGCAAGUGCCAGUGAAAAAGCUGUUCCACCUGAUAUUUCUGCCCUUUCUGAUAAAGAAGAGGAUACCCCUGCUGUGUUAUCUGCUGAAUUUGAUCUACCUAAACUUACUUAUGGACAGGGUGAACAAAAGUCAGAACCGGUAGCUUUGUCUCCCCCAUUCAUGGAUAAAAGCAAAACGGAGCCUCUUACUUAUGGAAGUAGUGGUGUUCCUAUUAAAAGUGAUGAAAACCCUUCUCAAGUGAACAUGAAUUCAGUUAGACAUGCUACUGAACAACCAUUCCAUAAAGAUGAUAGUCAAAGCUCAGUGUCUUUAAAAAACUCCCAGUCUUUUGAAGCUGUAUGCCAACAAAAACCUCCAACCUCAAAGCCGUACCAAGAAGCAGGUACUCAACAAAAAUUGUUUUUUAGAGAGCAAGGUACUAAUUCAGGACAAUCAUUUCUGAGGACUUCUCAAAUAGAGGGACUUGAUAACAAGGUGAGGGAUGGUAGUCAAACAGAAACUCUAACAAUUCCAGGAUUUGGAUCUAUUGCUUCUUCUGUGGGAAAAGUUUCGGAAGACUCAUUACAACCAAAUCGUGGGAGCAUACCGAAAAAAAAUGAGCUGGUUAAGGAACCAGUAUCUGAAGCUAGAUCAGUUGGCCUGCAGAGUGCAUCAGUUCAGUUAAGGCCAAAUCCAUCAUCACAGCCAUUUUCAAGUGGAAAAUUCAUGCUUUCAAAGGAGUCUGAUGCUAGAGGUUCAUUUUCGUUUUCAAGUCCUUUUCAGUAUAAUAUUUCUCAGAGUACCAGAGGUGCCACAAGCUUUCCUGGUAGCAAUGUUGGAAAACCUUUAGAUCCAAAAGAUUCUACUGGUAUAUCAGUUUCUGUUGAUAAAAUUUCAGCCACACCAUUAGAUACUUUCGCUCAGAAAUCUUCAAUGGGAGCAGGAAUUAUUGAGUCAGUACCUUUAAUUCGUGGGUCACAGUUAUCGUCCCAGCUAAAUUUUGCAAUGGAAAAGCCUCUCAACCAAAAGCUUUAUCCCCUCAAGGAUGACCACAAAUCGGCAACCCAGUCGAGGAUGUCAAAAUCAGAACCACAGAUUAAAGAAAUGGCCAAAGAAUUGGACACACUUCUAGAAUCUAUAGAAGAAACUGGUGGCUUUAGAGAUGCUUGCACUGUUUCUCAGAGAAGUUCAGUCGAAGAGCUGGAGAAGGGUAUAGCAAUUCUUUCUGAAAAAAUGCUGGAGUUGGAAGUUUUAGCAAGGAAAAUAUACAUAGAAGGAAUUAUAAAACAAGCUUCUGAUAGCCAAUACUGGGACCUGUGGAAUUGCCAAAAGUUAAGUCCUGAGGUUGAGCUUAAGCAGCAACAUAUAUUGAAAUUGAAUCAGGACUUGACCAGUCAGUUAAUUGAAUUAGAGAGGCAUUUCAACACCUUUGAGCUCCAUAAAUUUGGUGAUAAUGAUGGAGUUCAUGCAAGCCGGAGAGCUUUACAGAGUAGAUUUGGGCCUUCAAGACACGUUCAGUCCCUGCAUUCUUUACAUAGUACAAUGAGUUCACAACUAGCAGCUGCCGAGCAACUUUCUGCUCGUCUCUCACAACAAAUGGCUAUGCUGAGUGUAGACUCACCUGUGAAACAACAAAAUGUGAAGGAGGAGUUGUUCCAAAUGAUUGGAAUAACGCAUGAUGCCUCUCUAACCUCUCCACAUGCUACAAAACCUAGCAAUAGUUCAAAGAAAUUUGUUAUCUCCUCUGGGUCCUCUGCUUCUAGAAAUCAGUCGAGGAGAAGCCAAUCCAGUGCUGUGAAGAGUUCUGACUCAGAAUAUUCAAGGAGGAGGAGGGACUCACUGGACAGGAGCUGGGCUAGUUUCGAGCCUCCAAAAACUACUGUAAAAAGGAUGCUUCUGCAAGAAUCAGCAAAUGUAAAAAGAUCAUUUUUAAAAGAUAAGCAGAACUUUAGUCCUUAUGCUUAUGAGGAACCAAAAAGUUUAUUUUUGAAGGAACUUACAGCAACUUCAACCACAUUGCAUAAAUCUGGAAAUGAGGAAGUUAAAACAAGAAGUCUAGAUGCAUUACCAAAACAACAAUCUGAGUCAACUGUUUUCCAAUGGGAUAACAAUUCUCUACAACCACCACAGUCUGCUGGGUGGAAAUCUUCUACAGUUCAAACAAGUAACUUCACUGCUUUGUCAUCAACAUCAGGAUCACAGUCUAUGAUGGUGCAGAAUCCUUCUGGGGAAACAUGCUGUAUCCCUGUUGCUAAACAAAACUUUGGAGCUUCUCAGGGUGAGAGGUCUAAUACUUCAUCUUUCAAUGAGAAUGAAAGUCAAUCCAGUUUACAGUUUAGACCUAAUCUAUAUCAAGAGUCAUCAAUCUCCAAGGUGGCUUCAUCGCCAAAGAAAUCUACUGAUGUCUUGACUUCAGAUCGUAAAGGGACUGUGCUUGUAAAUUCAGCUUUAGGGGAUGUGAAACAUGUGCCAUCUACGACAAAGAGUACACUAUUUGGUUCUUCUAACAGUAACAACUCUCAGUUCAUACCUCAAGCUGCUGUUCCUACAUCUACUACCCCGUAUGCUGGAGUUUCACAAUUCAAUAGUGUAGCAAGCAAAAGCCAGCCAAUUGAAAAGGUACCACAGUCUACUGCAUUCCCUAAACCAGUUUCACAUUCGUCAUCAUCAUUAUUCAGUUCCUCGACUCCAUCAAUAUCAUCAUCAUUUUCAACUAUGCCGACUCCAUCACAAACGUCAAUCACCACAUCAAUUAAUGUCUCAUCAUCUACAGCAACUAGUUCUACAUUGGUGCCAAAAUUUUCCUUUUCAACAUCAUUGUCAGCAGCAUCUACUUCAUCACCUGCGACAAAAUUUAGUGAAUCUAAAAUAAGUUCUAUAGCUGCAGUAGAUGCUAAUAAAAAACCUUCAUCUUCCUCAUCAUCAGUUCCUUUCCCUGCUUUUGUUUCUUCUUUUUCCUCGUUCAUUAACCCUCUCCAAGUGCCCGUACCCUUGCUUUCUGAUUCAUCUCCUGUGAAUUCGUCUGAUGUUUUGAAAAUUGAGGCUCAACCGCGUAAGGAGAUGCUUGGCUUUACAAAAGAUUCAGAUUCGAUGAUACAGACACCACCUCUGCAACAUGAACUUCCAGCAGCAGAAUUGGGCUUGAAGCCUCAAUUUGCAGUAUCAUCUCCAAUGAAAAGUGUAACUCCUACUGGAGUGUCAUCUGGAAGCCAAACCAGCAUCAUUGAUGUUGCAGGUCCUGUAACUAAUUUGGCAUCAAAUGCUCAGCCACUGCAGCCUUCUAUUGGAGAUAAUCUUUCAGCACCAUUGUCAACUAGCAUUAGCACCAUUGAUGGAAAGAGCGGAACAUUGGAUGUCACACAAGAGGAUGAGAUGGAGGAGGAGGCUCCCGAGACAAACCAAAUGGCUGAACUUGGCUUGGGAAGCUUAAGUAGCUUUGGAAUUGGCUCAACUCCUAAUCCAACUGCUCCUAAGCCUAACCCAUUUGGCGCUCCAUUUGGAGUUGUGGUGACAAGUCCAGCUACCUCUUCAUUCACCUCAACUGUUCAUACUGGAGAGUUGUUUAAACCUGCAUCUUUUACUUUCCAACCUCCACAGCCUUCCCAAUCGGCUCAACCUGCAAGUUUUGGUGCGUUCACUAGUGGCUUUGCUUCUAGCACACCUGUUCAAGCUCCUGCUCAAAGUGCUUUUGGCAAACCCUCACAGCUUGGAGCUGGACAACAGGCUUUGGGGUCAGUUCUUGGUGCUUUUGGGCAGUCACGGCAGCUUGGUACUGCUCUAUCAGGAAGUAGUUUUGCUUCCGGGAGCAGUUUUGGUGGUGGUUUUGCAAGUCCUCAAUCUGCUCCUGGAUUCUCUAACGCUGCAACAGCAGGUGGGUUUGCUGGUUUGGCCUCUACUACUGGUGGCUUUGGUGGUCUGGCUUCAGGUGGUGGGGGAUUCGGCGGUCUGGCUUCAGGUGGUGGGGGAUUCGGUGGUCUGGCUUCAGGUGGUGGGGGAUUCGGUGGUCUGGCUUCAGGUGGUGGUGGAUUUGGUGGCUUGGCUUCAGGUGGUGGUUCUGGCGGCACUGGAGGAUUUGCUGCUGCUGCCACAGGGGGUGGUGGGUUCGGUGCUUUCGGUAGCCAACCGACAAAUGCUGGUGGUUUCUCAGCCUUUGGAGGUGGUGGACAAACUGGAAAACCACCUGAGCUUUUCACACAGAUGAGAAGAUAGCUUUGUCGAAUUCUCUACAGAUAAGGACUUCAAUUUGUUUGUGGGUGCCCGAGUAUUAUUUAGCCUUUAACAUUUUGUAUAAUCAAUAUUUUAACAAAUCAGUAAA
Messenger RNA from Hibiscus syriacus, 4829 nucleotides. RefSeq names its product nuclear pore complex protein NUP214-like. Gene Ontology annotation, molecular function: structural constituent of nuclear pore. The record is from RefSeq and is a predicted model, not a curated record. NCBI's taxonomy places the organism in Eukaryota, Viridiplantae, Streptophyta, Magnoliopsida, Malvales, Malvaceae. Gene Ontology annotation, biological process: RNA export from nucleus. Bases 116 to 4723 code for a protein of 1535 amino acids. The transcript has 13 exons.